Molecule: messenger RNA, 7747 nt
Organism: Phyllotreta striolata
Lineage: Eukaryota; Metazoa; Arthropoda; Insecta; Coleoptera; Chrysomelidae
Source: the annotation of a GenBank genome assembly
AUUUAAACUUGCCUCUCGCAGAAUUGCACGAGUUAACGUCUUACCGCCGGCCGACUCGAUUUCGCGCUCUCACAUGCUCUUUCGCGAACACACUGUACACUAGUGUCCUCCGCUCUAUCGCCCGGUGAUCCUUCGAAGGACUAAAUAGUGCUGCACAUCGGCCGGUACGAACGCAUCUGCGAAUCCUGCAGCUGGGAGAAUUUUUUUUUUGAAUUUUUCGAGGCGAUUUCGAGGGAUUUUUAUUGAGGACGCGCCAUGUCGGCGUGGACUCGAUUGCUGAGGGAGCCCGGGCCGGUGCUGGUCCUUUUCGUCCUGAUCCUGGCGCCGCACGUUGCCCAUGCAGCUCCCUACGAAGACGAAUCGUACACGGAAAUCCAGUACUAUCCAGUCGCUGAUGCAACCGGUUGUUACUACAAUUUCGAGCACUACGACGAAGGAGACAGGAUCAUCACGAACGAGCCAUGUCUGAAUUGUACCUGCCACAACAGGAUGCUCAUGUGCUACUUGCGGGUGUGCCCCUUCACGAAGGCCAUCGGCCAGGACUGCAAGGUGGAGAAGAAACCCGACCAGUGCUGUCCCGUCAUCACCUGCCCCGAAGUCCCCGUGCAAGUGUCCCACGACGCCUCCUCAUCGACCCCAUCCACCGCUCUAGGACAUCUCAACGAGUACGGCUGUUCGAUCGAUAAUUUGUUCUACGCCGACGGUGCUAAGGUCCCUUCGAACCCGAACAAUCCCUGCGAGGUGUGCUACUGCAUCAGGAACAAGACCGCCUGCAUCAUCCAGGAGUGCACUCUCACCGGACGCGUCGUCGAAGGCUGCAAGCCGGUGUAUCUCGACGGCGUUUGUUGUCCUCUCCGAUACGAUUGCGACCAUCCGCAAAUAGAGACGACGGCGAGACCUUUGCUCACCACCACCACUCCCAAUCCGACCACUCUUCUACCCACGACGACUCUAUCGCCCGGUCAAUGCAUCUACAACGAGGAGAUUUACGCCGACGGGGCGGUGGUUUCGAAGGAUCUACCGUGCGGGAAAUGCUACUGCAUGCGAGGCCACAUCGUUUGCGCCGUGCAAGAAUGCGGCCCCACUCCUCUGGAUAAAGUCAAUUGUACCGCUCUACCGGUCAAAGAAGGCCAAUGUUGUCCAGACACCUACGACUGCGAUCUGAUAUCCGAAGAAGACCUCACCACUAUCACCUCCUACGUACCGACCACGCAACCCACCGUAAUUAAAGAGGAAACAACCACCGAAAGCGAAACUAAACCGGAGGAGGAACCAACCACGGCUUACGUACCGAUUCUGCAAGACAGGAACAAAUUCGAACCGGAGGAAACCACGCCACAACCGGCCGAAACCACCACCGAACCGGCUAAGACUGUCACAGAAAGAAUCUCAUCGGCGAUCACCGGUUUAGUGCAAACCAUCACCACUGCGCUGUACGAAACCACCGAAGAACCGAAAGUAACGGCUUCCGAGGAAACCGGCAAACCCGAAGGCACCACUGAAGAGGUAAUAACCGAGCAAUCGGUGGAACCCGAAGAAAUCCCGAGUCGCGACCACGUGGAACCCGAAGGGGAACAAUUCACGCCUACGGAACCGGAGGAAAGCCACGCGGAAUCCACCAAGGCGACUCCGACUGAAGCGGAAGAACCGGAAGAACCAACGACGGCUAAAGCGCACGAAGCUGAUGUUAGAAAACAGGAGAUUACUACGCGGAAACCAAUCGAAGAAGCCACUACGACUCGACCGGUGGUUACUACUGGUGUAGAAGAAGAAACCAAACCGACGGAAACCUCUAAAGAGACUGUAGCUUCGGAAGAAACUGUUGGAGAAGUGGAACGAACUAAACCGACGACUGAGUCGGAAAUUCCAGCGACUGAACAACCGGAGAAAGAGGUGGAACCGACUGAGACUCCGCGAGAAUCAGAAGAACCCGAACGUACUGAACAACCUAAAUCAACUGAGGAAGAUAAGCCGACUGAAGAGCCUAAGCAAACGGAAGAAGCUAAACCAACAGAAGAGCCUGAGCAAACGGAAGAACCUAAGCAAACAGAAGAACCUAAACAAACAGAAGAGCCUAAGCUAACAGAAGAGGCUAAACCAACUGAAGAACCAGAACAAACAGAAGAACCUAAGCAAACAGAAGAACCUAAACAAACUGAUGUGACUAAACAAACAGAAGAGGCUGAACCAACAAAAGAACCUGAACAAACAGAAGGACCGAAACAAACAGAAGAACCUGAAGUAACAGAAGAGCCUAAGCAAACGGAAGAGUCCAAACCAACAGAAGAACCUGAACAAACUGAAGGACCUAAACCAACAGAAGGACCUAAACAAACAGAAGAACCUAAAGUAACAGAAGAGCCUAAGCAAACAGAAGAACCUAAAGUAACAGAAGAGCCUAAGCAAACAGAAGAACCUGAACAAACUGAAGGACCUAAACCAACAGAAGGACCUAAACAAACAGAAGAACCUAAAGAAACAGAGGAGCCUAAGCAAACAGAAGAGUCUAAACCAACAGAAGAACCUGAACAAACGGAAGAGCCCAAGCAAACGGAAGAGCCCAAGCAAACAGAAGAGCCCAGACUAACAGAAGAGUCUAAACCAACUGAAGAACCUGAACAAACAAAAGAACCUGAACAAACAGAAGAACCUAAGCAAACAGAAGAACCUAAACUAACAGAAGAACCUAAGCCAACAGAAGAACCUAAGCAAACUGAACAAUCUGAGCAAACCGAAAGACCCAAAGCCACAGAAGAAACUAUACCAACCGAAGCUUCUCAAGUAACAGAAGGUGUUAAGCCUACUGAAAAAUCUGCUGAUACAGAAAAACCAACGGAAGCAGAAGCACCAGUACCAGUCACUACGGAGAAACCCGCACCUACGGAAGAACCCAAAGUAAGCGAAGAAAGCAAACCGACGGAAGAACCGCAAACAACCGAAGGAGUUAAAGCAACCGAAAGAUCGAAAGAACCUGAAAAGGAAAUCGAAACGACAACGCCGGAAGAAAUAGAAAUCGUAACCAGCGGUCCUUCGGAAGAAACGGAAAAGCCCUUAUCGAUGGAUCACGUAGCUGAAACAGGCAGCACGAAGUUGGCUGAAGAAAAGACGGAAGCUCCCAUCAAACCAUCCGAAGAACCUCACGAGGAAACUACACCUGCACCCGCCAAGGAAUCGAACGAUAUACCCGAAGUGUCCGAAGUAUGCACCAAGGAAUCCUGCGAGGUGGUUGGAAAACCGGUCGAACAAGAACCCGAAAAAGAAACGGAAUCGAACCAAAUACCUGAAGGUCCGCUCAAGGAAUCCGAAGAAGGUGAGAAAACAACAGAAAUUUCUACGCGAGGAAAAGUGCCCGAAGAAACGACAACCCAAUCGGCAGAAACAACACCUAAGACAGAAAUCGAAGAAACUACUUCCAAGAAACCGAUCUCAGAAACCACCGAAAGCGAACCUGAAAAGACCACCACUAGGGCAGAAACCGAACCAGAAAAGGAACCAGUAACAAGCGUACUAGCAACUACACCUAAGGAAAAACUCGACGAAAACAUCCCUGAUGUUACAACUGAAACUGCACCAGAAACGACGCCUAAAGAAGAAUUGGAAGAAACCACUUCUAAAUUACAGCCUACAGAAGCUGUACUUCGCGACAAAUUCACCGAGCAACCGAUAACCGCAGAAACAACACCAAAACCAGAAAUCGAACAAACUACUUCGAUAACAGAAGAAACCAAGAAACCAUUAGAAGAACAACCAACAACUCAACCAGCUGUCAAAGAAACAACCACAAUAAGCUCCGAAACCAAAGCGACGGAGCCCCAACAAGAAACAACCACAUCACACGACGUUAGCGAAAACGAAAUUCUCACUGAGACUGAAACUCCAGCAGGUCCGAGCGUGACAGAAACGAAACCAUCCGAGGAACCUAUCGUUAAAGUGACACCUGAAUACGAAACUACAACGAAAACUGGAGAAGAAAGGACCAAGGAACCGGCUGAAGUAACCACUGCAUCUUCUGCGGAAACCACAACUGCAAGCGAAGAAGAAGAACCAGUCAAAACAACGCAACCGGAAAUUCCUUCUCCGACCGAGAAACAGCAAGAGGAAACUAGUCAAACCAGCGAAGAAGGCGUUGUUACCACCACGGAACUUCCAUCUUCUGAAGAAGAUUCAUCGCCGCACUUUAUUCCUGGUGAAGGUAGCUGUUUGGUUGAAGGGAAAACAUACAAUAAUAACUCAGAUGUGCCAGUAUACAACCCUUGCCAAUCAUCGUGCAGAUGUGUCAGCUCUAUAGUGAGAUGUAAAGAUAUUUCCUGUCCUCAACCGCCUGCAACAUGUAAAGUUAUUACGCCUAAACCUAGAGGCGUCUGCUGUCCUGCUUGGAGUUGUGACGAAAUACCCGAAGUAGUUGAUGUGGAAACGAGCAGUCAAACGAUUGAAGUAACCACAGCAGAAGAAGGUUCUGGUUCAGCGUCUACGGAAAAGCCUUCAGCAACUGAAAGUACCACGAAAGAAGAAGAUGAAGUAGAAGAAGGUUCUGGUUCCUUGCCUACCGAUCAACCCAAACAACCAUCUGCAGUUACUGAAGAAACCCUUCCAGGUUCCGAGGCAACAACUGUUCCUGCUAAGAUUGAAACCACAACUGAAGAAGACUUGACGAAACAUGAGAUACAAACACCGGAAGAAACGUGCACUAAGGAAGGAUGUGUACUGCAGCAAGCAACACCUGAGAAGCAAGGAGAAAGUGAGAAAAUAUCACCAACAACCGAAACCGAAGUUAAAUCGGAGGAAACCACUGAGCCGUACGUAGAAACAGCAUCGAAACCUAGCAUUAAAGACCGAGUUUCGGAAUUGGAUAAAGAAACUACUCCACAAGAACCUACGGAAACUGAGAAACCAGCAACACCAGAAGAAACUACACCUGCAGUAGAAGAAACAGGAACUACUCGAGCUGGUACCUUGCCAUCAGAAACAACCGAAACUGUACAAAAAGCAACCACGGAAUCUCCAGAACAAGCGGGACCUUCAGAAGUAACAACAGAAGGAUUGCCGGCAGAGGAAUCUAAACCAACCGAAAAAGCUGAAACUGAAACGGAAGCCCAACCUGAAUUGUCCGAAAGCACCAAGAUCCCAGAAACAACCUUAGCUUCUGUGCCCGAAAAAGAGGCUUCCACAGAGAAAUCCUCACCAAUAGAACCAGUAACUGCCGAACCUAUUGAACAGGUUACAGAAUCGCAGGCACCUAUAACAAGCAAACCCAUGGAAUCCGCUGAUCACGUAACUGAAGCUAAGGUCGAAGUGGAGACCACAACAUCAGCCGUUACAGAAGAAAUAUUGAAAGAAACAGAAAGAACUGUAACCGAACUUCCCGUAAAAGAAACUCAAACACCUAAAGUUGAACAACCGGAACCCACAACGUUGCCUGGAAUUACAAGAGUCAAGGAUAUUUCGACCGAAGAAGAGGAGAAACUCGCAACAACAGAGAAACCAGAACCUGUAACUGACAAAGAAGCCGAAGUUACUACACAAGUGUCGAAAGAACCACCAGCAACUGAGAAAGAAGAAACUACUACAGUUAGAGAAGAACAUGUAACAAUCGAAGAUAGAUUCCCAGAAGUAGAGAACGAACCCGAAAUCAUCGUCACCACGGCUAAACCGGAACAAACCACUGAACCUCUCGUUAGUGAACCUGCUGAGGUAGAAACACAGCCAAUUCCGCAAUCCACAGAAAAAGCAAUCGAAGAACAACCAAGUGAGAAACCAAGCGAAAGUGUUACUACCGAAAUUGGUAAAGAUGUAACCGAACCAGCGCCGGUAACCGAACCCGAAGUGGUUACAGAAGGUAAAAUGCGCGACGCAGAAAUUAAACCAGCAGUUACACAAUCCCAAGAGGCAACUACACCUCAACCAUCUACAGAAGCCGAAGUGGUAACUUCAGUUUUGGAAGAAACUACAACUAAAGCGAAACCGGAGCAACCUGCCGAAGCAGAAACCAGCUCUCCUGUCGCAGAAACCGCCACAAUGCGCGCCGGCGAAAUCCCCGAAACCACAUCUCCCGAAGUAUCUAUAUUCACAUCGCCGGAGCUCGUCACCAAGAACGACACCAGCCAAUUGUUCACCUCCGGACCCCACGAAGCCUCGACAACGAAGCCUCCGGUCGAAGGUGAACUGUCCACCUCGGUGCCGUUCGCCCAACCCACCGACGCCCCCGCCACCGACAAACCCCACGAGGUGCCCGGCGAGCACGAGCACGUGCCCGACGUGCCCUACCCCGGCGACGACUACGACGACGAGGAGGAGGCCGGCCCGCUGGGGCCGGGCACCUGCCGCUACGGCGGCAAGGUGUUCGUCUCGGCGCAGCAGAUACCGCGCGACGACCCGUGCGACUUCUGCUUCUGCUUCCGCAGCGACAUCAUCUGCCUGCAGCAGAGCUGCCCGCCGCCCAUUCCCAACUGCCACGAGGAGCCCAUCCGCGGCUUCUGCUGUCCGCGCUACGAGUGCCCCGUCUCCAUGGCCACCGCCUACAACGUGACCACCACCACCACCACCACCACCACCACGCUGCCGCCGCACUUCAUGGCCCACGUCAGGGGCCGGUCGGCGAGGAACGGAUGCCAGGUCGACGGGCGGGCCUACCAAGUGGGAGAGGUCAUCAGGUCCGCCUCCGGGCCCUGCAUGCACUGCACGUGCGGCGGAGAUGGGCAAAUGAAAUGUGAUCCGAAACCGUGCAGUCCGGAGCCGAUGUUGAGGCAAAUGUUCGCGGCGGCGACCAGGAGGAGAAGAUGAACGGACGAUUAAAUGUUAAAUAGUGACAAUGCGGCAGAACCGUGCAAGUGAUACAGACGAUUUUAUGAAAAUUGAAGAAUAUCUAGUGUCCUCGAACUAUUAGAAUUAAACGUGCGCCGGCGUAAGCGAGUCGAUAGCGAUAUGCCUGUUGUAAUUGCAAUGCAUUAUUCGAGGUGGUACUUAAUUUAUUGUUCCUGGUAGAAGGAUUUGCGUGAAAUUGAAGCGUUAUCGGCUCGUUUAUCCCGGCUCGGGUACUACUUAAGCAAGCAUUCUUGGGUGCCAAAAAAAACGGACGUAAAAUAGGUUGUUGUGCCUUUGUAUGGGGAGAAAUCUCGGAGAAUUCUUUGCGUAUAAAUUGGUGCAGUAAGGGCGCGAUUUUUUGCAGAAAACGCGAACGUAUUACUCGACUAUGUAGAAUACUAAACGUGCUUUCUUCGAUUCGGUAACCCGUCUUCGAAUUAGAGAAAAAUAAUCAACUUUUUUAUUGUCUUAAAAAUGUAUCAUUUCGAAUUUGUUUCGUUUAUAAGGUCUCGGUGUUACCGGAUCAGCGAAAGCAUUCGUAGGCUAUCGGUAGCGAACACGACUGAAGAAAUUUUACACUUUUGUAAUUAUACAAUUUUUGGAGUGUCGUUUUAUUUUUAUUUUAUGUUUGAAAAGGCCAUUUCUUGUACUAAUACACGUCGGCUCUUUAAUAUUUAUAUAAUAUUACGAUUUGUGUUGCGUAUCCCGAAUCGGUCUCGGUUGUUUGACUAGCAGAAAAAAAUUUAAAAUCGUUUUUUUUUUAGUUUUUUGUGUAGUUAAGUAGAUGAAAUGGUAGAAAACUGAUUUUCUGCUACUUGAACGCUUAGACUAUUACUUGUAUAUUUAUGGAUGCUCAAUAUUAUUAAGUAGAAUAUGUAGUAUUUAUCAAUAAUAAUGAAUAAAUUGUGUAAAGAAUAUUAGGUUUGUUACUUACAUUGAAAUUCAC